This is a messenger RNA of Lotus japonicus, 2036 nucleotides long. RefSeq names its product heparanase-like protein 1. Gene Ontology annotation, molecular function: beta-glucuronidase activity. The transcript has 10 exons. The record is from RefSeq and is a predicted model, not a curated record. Lineage: Eukaryota; Viridiplantae; Streptophyta; Magnoliopsida; Fabales; Fabaceae. Gene Ontology annotation, cellular component: plant-type cell wall; membrane. The coding region runs from base 214 to 1857 and encodes 547 amino acids.
GCACACUCAAAGUCAUAGAAAGAAGAAAACAAAAGAAAAAGAACAUCACCUUUUGUUUUUAUUCUAGUAGCAGUUAAAGCACCGCCACUAUUGACCCACCACACCUUCUCCUCAAUAAUGGCAUUGAACCUCCCAAAUCGAGAUCUCUAGAGGUUCAGUUAAUUUGGAUUAGUUGUGUUGGCCUCGGAUGCUGCUGCAACAAUUGAUCCACUAAUGGGAUUCCACCUCGCAUUGAUACUCGUUUUGGCUUCUCUUCGACUAACUUUAAGUGAAGAUAUCGAGCAUGGUUCGCUGCUCGUAAAUGGAGCUCAAGCAAAAGCUGAAACAGGGGAUAACUUUAUUUGUGCCACCAUUGAUUGGUGGCCUCACGAUAAGUGUGACUACAACCAUUGCCCCUGGGGAUAUUCAUCUGUUGUAAAUUUGGACUUGUCUCAUCCUUUCCUUGCCAAAGCAAUCCAAGCAUUCAAGCCGUUGAGGAUAAGACUUGGAGGUUCUUUGCAAGACCAGGUGCUGUAUGAUGUAGGAAGUUUGAAGUAUCCUUGUCAUCUAUUUCAAAAGAUGAAAGGUGGACUGUUUGGAUUUUCAAAGGGAUGUUUACACAUGGAAAGGUGGGAUGAGCUGAAUCAAUUUUUCAAUGAAACAGGGGCCAUUGUGACAUUUGGCUUGAACGCGCUCCACGGGAGGCACCAGAUUAGUCAUAAUGUUUGGGAAGGAACCUGGGACCCUACUAAUACUUAUGAUUUUAUAAAGUACACUAUUUCAAAAGGAUACAAGAUUGAUUCCUGGGAACUUGGCAAUGAGUUGAGUGGUAAGGGCAUUGGUGCAAGUGUUGCUGUCGCACAGUAUGGUAAAGACGUGAUAAAACUUAAACAAAUUCUAGAUGUUUUAUAUGAGAGCUCCAAGUUCAAACCUUCACUUGUAGCACCUGGGGGAUUUUAUGAAAAGGAGUGGUAUGACAAACUUCUUCAGGUUUCGGGUUCAGGCAUAAUCAAUGUUCUAAGUCAUCAUUUAUAUAAUUUGGGCCCAGGUAGUGAUGAGCAUCUUGAAAGGAAGAUUUUAGAUCCUGAGCGCUUGAGCAAGGUUGAAAAUAUUUUCAGCAAUCUUUCAGCAACCAUUCAAAAACAUGGUCCUUGGACUUCUGCAUGGGUAGGAGAAGCUGGUGGGGCAUACAACAGUGGUGGCCGCUUUGUUUCUAACACAUUUCUGAACAGCUUUUGGUACUUAGAUCAACUUGGAAUUGCAUCCAGCUACGGGACUAAAGUUUACUGCAGACAGACUUUAAUUGGAGGAAACUAUGGCCUUCUCAAUACCACCACCCUCACUCCCAAUCCUGACUACUACAGUGCACUUUUGUGGCAUCGGCUGAUGGGAAAGAAGGUUCUUGCAGUUUCAAAUGAUAUUUCUUCACCCUUUUUACGCACUUAUGCCCAUUGUUCAAAAGACAGCGUGGGUGUAACGUUACUGUUGAUCAACUUGAGCAACCAGACUAAUUUCAUACUCAAUGUUCAAAACCCUGUGACAGCAAGUGCUGAAGGAAAUGCAGUGACCAAAAGCACCCAUAAAGGAAACUCAUUCUUUGACCAUCUUAAGAGGACAUUUUCUUGGGUUGGAACAAAAGGAUCAGAAGUAACAUACAGGGAAGAGUAUCACCUAACUUCACAUGAUGACAUCAUUAGAAGCCAAACCAUGGUACUGAACGGUAUUCCACUGGAGUUAACAAGUGAGGGAAAUUUUCCACCAUUGGAUCCAGUACGCAGUAAUGUACUAUCUCCAAUAUACAUGGCUCCUUUGUCCAUUGCAUUUAUUGUUUAUCCUAACUUUGAUGCUCCAGCAUGUGCUAGACACAGAAAACUUUAGUUUUCUAUAAUCUUGUAAACUAGGCACUAGGAGUAUGCAACUGCAAGCUCUCAUGGUAAUUGUAAGUAUUCGUGAGCUGUUACUCGAAAGUUUCAAGCUUUGCAAUAGUUUAAUAUUGAAGAGGCAUAAGAUGUAUCAUCAACUUGUGAAUAAAUUGUUGGUUCAAGUUAUUUGUUUCA